AUGUGGCGUCCGGGUGUGGCUGCCCGGGUGGCAGCGCGUCGGGCUUGGCUGGCCCGUCAUCGGCAGACUGUUGACACACUGGCGCAGCCUCUACGUCAGGCUCGCCCUCGAUACCAUCGCCAUCAGUCCACUGUGGCCGAGGCACUCAGGGACGAGGAUUUUGUUUCCGCCAUCCGCCAACGCGCCGCUUCGUUGACAGCGGCUCGGCCCGUGCCCGUGGCACGCCUGCAAGAGCUCUAUGCACGCCUCUCGGUGAUUGAUAUGAACCUCGCGCUCGAUUUGCGCCACGAACUUGAAAGUCUGAAAGUAUCCGUACCGGAUGAACUGCACCUGCUUGCUGCCGCCAACAUCGUGUCCAACCAGCCCGAUGCUGACCGCCUGCCGGCCCUGGAACGCUAUCUGGAGCACCUCAACGCCGACACUCGCGAGCGCAUGGUUCGCCUGGCCGCUGAGCUCCUCCUCUCCAAUUCAAACACCACCCCGUCCCACAUUUCAUCGACCACGGCCGCCCAGUUUGUGUUCUUGCGCCAGAAAGCUCCCGCUCUUACACCAGACGCACUUCACGGCGUUCAGCCCUCACGCCGCAGCCGCCAGCUCUUUGAACUGGCCGGAUCCAAGGGCACAGCCAUUUCAGACAGCCAGCAACCCUCGAUUGUCCUCCAGGCCUCAGCCCUUGUGCACCUGGUACCCGUCUUCUGCCGGCAUCUUUUACGUGCAAUUAAGGCCCCCGAGGCUGCGACUGACGUGCGCUGGCGGCCCCUUUUUGGUCUCUUGCUUCGGGCACUGCCCUACAGCAGUCCAGAACACGCCUUUCCCCUCAUCGCGGAAAUGCUGCGCGCUGCCGUGCAGCAUGACAUCCUACUCAUGACCCUGGCGCCCCGCGAGCUCUUUGACAUGCCCGGUGUCCGCUCUGACUUUCGCGCUGAUGCGCGAUGGAUGGCCACGGUUGCCCAUUCCCUCCAUUUGUGCGAUGCCAAUUUUGCCGCCCCAGACGUUGAUGCUGCCAUUGCAGCAGCGGCCCAUGCGUGCCGUUGCGAAACCGAUGCCGCCCUGCUCCGCCCAGCCGUCAACAUGCUCUUGCCUGUAGGCCCAGAGAUUGUGGAGUACAUCGAGCGUCUUCAACUGGCUGCCGUGGCUGCAGGCAGCGAUGGUAAGCCCGUCGAUUACCUGGUGCAGGUAGCUGCGCUUCUGCUCAAUGCCGUGGCACACCGCAACGACUACGGUGGCGUCAUGCACCUCCUCCAGCUCUUGCAACGCCAGCCAGCCGAUCGUGUGCAGGAGGCGCUCUGGCCCGAAACGCAUCAACAUGUGCUUCGUUGUGUCGCCGAGCACUCUCCCACGGAAGCCUUCAAUUUGGCCAUUGGAAUUCUAGCCACUUCCGAUGCCAGCGCAUUAGAUAGCCUCGUGGCGCGUUUGGUGGAUGCACAGCAACCCGGGCUCGUGGGAAGUCUGCUGAAAAGCCUUGAGCAGCGAAAAAUCAAGCUCAAUGCCCAGCGACGAAAUGCCUGGUACUGCGCGGCGCUGGAGCACCUGCCAAGCGCGCAAGCACGCACCCAACUCAUGGAAGAGUUUGUCUCCAAGCUGGAGGCUGGUACCAUUGCGCCCGCAACGGUGACCAAGAUCGACGCAGCGCUUCAGCGCCACCUCGAUCCGGAGAAACAAAACCUGCGCGGGGUUGGCGCGAUACUCGAGCCGCUCAACCAGGUGCUGACGGCCGCCAGUUGCCAUGCUGUGGCUGAGACAGCACUGCCUGUGGUCAAGCAAGCGAUGACCAUUGCGCGCAAGACGCUAUCGGAUGCCCUCACCUUUGAUCGUCAAGAUCAGCUGGCUGUUACACGCGCUCUGACCAGCUUGCUCUUGAGCGUGGCGCGUCACGACAACACCUCAGUCAAGACCUCCAGUGCAACUGAGGCCAGCGCUCCCGCUGCUGACCAUGGGCGCCUAGCCGCGCCGAUGCAUGCCUACUUGAAUCUCAGCUCGCGUUUCCCGGAGAAGGCUACGGGAACAGAUGUGCGCCACCGAGCCAUCGCCGGUGUUCUUUUGCAACUCGCCACCGAGGGAGAUGACUCUACCGCAUUGCUGGACGAGGUGGUGCUCACUUUGCCUCAUUUGGACGUGACCUAUCGCGCUGUUGCGAAUGCGAUUGCGGAUGAACUGCGCGAGAAGGACGGCGCCACGCGUGGCGUCACGGCCUACCGUUUGCAUGACGCUUUCAUGCGUCACAAGAUCCGCUUCCCGGCGCCUGUGCACAUGCGCUUCUUGAGCAUGGUGGCGGACAGCCAUGACAUUGCCAUGGUGGUAGAUGCCUUUACGCGCAUGUCCGAGCAAGGGAUCACUCCUCCUCGCGACUCGUACAGCAUUCUGACUGAGUCGUUUGCGCAGAGCGGCAACUUCACUGCCGCCCUCAAGGUGCUGGACCAAAUGCGCGCUGCCAACAGCAAGCCCAACUUGAAGAUCUACCACUGCAUCAUUCGCGCGGUCAGCAAUCGCCGACAGUUGGAUAGGGUGCAGCGCGUGUUGCGCGAGAUGGAGUCGGAUAAGCUCGAGCCCGACCUGGUCACGCACACCCUGCUGGCCCGUAAGCACUUGAAGUUUGGUCAACCAGACAAGGCAGCCAACAUCAUCCACAAUGCGAUUCAGCGCGGCCAGACCCUAUCCCCUCAGGCAGCCGAUGUCUGGAUGGCGGCCAUUGCUGCCAGCAGCGAAGACAUGGAACGUCAGAUGCGCGACAUCAUCGCCUAUGUCAAGGAGCAUCGAGUGGCCGUCGGCCUCGACUUUUACACGGGUGCUCUGCGUGCCUGCCACAACAUGGUGGAGGCCUUAUAUCGCGAGGCGCGCCAGAACCACUCAGCCCCCGUGUGGGCUGACGUAGAAAAGCAGGCUUCGAGCAUUGUACAGCUGGGUCUGGACACGUAUCAUGACACAUUUACAGACAAGCUUAUGCAGCCCAAUUUGAGAGUGUGCAAUCAGGCCUUGGCCUUGUGUGCGGCCAAGGGUGAUUUGGACAGUGCACAGAGGGUGCUGCACGAGAUUCGAGCACUUCAGCUCAAGCCGGACGAGGACACGUAUUUGCACCUCAUCGAAGCCUGUGGUCAAGCAGAAAACUUUUCGGCCAUGCAGCAAGCUUUUGAUGAGUACCUGGAAGCCAUUGAGCCGGCAAAUCUGAAGGUUUUUACGCGCAUGAUCUUCCACUAUGGCCGCCGCCGUGAGAUUGAUCGUGCCAUGGUGGUGUAUGAUCGCAUGCUGGAGGCAGGCCUCGUACCCGACCCUGAGUUGAAUGACAUUUUGGUUGAGGUGUGUCGGAUCGACAAGACAGAGGUCUUGCUUGCUGCGGCGAGACACCACGAGCAGCAGCAACAACAGCAGCAGCAGCAGCGCAAAGGACGGCCCCGACGCUAA
Messenger RNA from Monosiga brevicollis MX1, 3399 nucleotides. RefSeq lists its product as uncharacterized. The transcript is spliced from 7 exons. Gene Ontology annotation, molecular function: protein binding. The record is from RefSeq and is a predicted model, not a curated record. NCBI's taxonomy places the organism in Eukaryota, Choanoflagellata, Craspedida, Salpingoecidae. Bases 1 to 3399 code for a protein of 1132 amino acids.